AUGAGCGAGCCAACGUAUACAGCAACAUGGAUUGCACCAGAUUUCGAAAUUUUGAAAAACAAAGACCCUGGCUUAUUUAAUAGCUCAUGGUGCGAAAUGAUCCAUCCAUCGUCAAAAUGGCGAAGACGGAACGUGUACAAGUCCAAUAAGAAGACCGGUAGGAAAUGCGACGGUAUACUUUUCAUAAAAAGUAGCGUAAUAGAAAGAUUAGUGUUCGAAAAUGUUUGCUCCCCGAAAAAGGAGAAACGUCCAAAGUAUUACAAAGAUUUAAAUAAGUCAUUUCGUAAUGCUGUCGAUACUCUGUGCAAAAGAUUCUGGACAAAUAGGCAAGGAGAUGUGGAAAUCUCCAGGAAAUAUAGUGAAUUAGUUUAUAUCAAAAUCAAGGUGAACUCUAGAGGAUAUGCUUGGCCGGCAAAGACAAAUUUCUUGCUGAAAGAAUUUACAAGUUGGAAAUACCUUGGAAAUUUGAAGAUGACUGGACGAAAUUAG
Funneliformis mosseae is the source of this 489-nucleotide messenger RNA. Lineage: Eukaryota; Fungi; Glomeromycota; Glomeromycetes; Glomerales; Glomeraceae. The record is from the annotation of a GenBank genome assembly.